Messenger RNA from Leptopilina boulardi, 1254 nucleotides. RefSeq names its product MTRF1L release factor glutamine methyltransferase-like. Lineage: Eukaryota; Metazoa; Arthropoda; Insecta; Hymenoptera; Figitidae. The record is from RefSeq and is a predicted model, not a curated record. Bases 43 to 1080 code for a protein of 345 amino acids. Gene Ontology annotation, molecular function: protein methyltransferase activity; nucleic acid binding. The transcript has 5 exons. Gene Ontology annotation, biological process: protein methylation. Gene Ontology annotation, cellular component: mitochondrion.
AAGUGUGAAUUGCUACAAAGUACAAAUUGCAGUAAAGAAAUAAUGAUGUCGUUCAGAAAUAUUUUUAAAAUUCAUUCUGAAUAUUAUAGUUUAACGCAUAAAUUGAUGUUAAAUAUAAAAAGAAGUUCUCCAAAAUUGACUCGCGAUUUUUGUGCAAUAAGUAAAAAAAAUACAAUCGGUAACAUUGUCAAACACUGGAAUCAACAAUUUGAAGAUAAAAAUAUUUCAGAUCCUAUUGAAUCAAUCGAGUACAUUGUUGCUCACGUGCUUGGAACGAUAAAGAUAAGGCAACUCGGAAGUUUACAAGAGAAAGAACUUACGACUGAUCAAAUAGAAAAAAUAGAAAUGCUUUGUAAACGCAGAUUAGAAAGAAUACCAGUACAAUAUAUUAUCGGCCAAUGGGAAUUCCGCGAUAUUAUUUUAAAAUUAGUACCUCCAAUAUUUAUUCCCGAGCCACAGACUGAAAUGUUAAUAGAUUUUGUCCUGCAACGAGUAUCAGCCAGUAAUUUUACUGAUUUUUGUGAAAUACUCGAAGUCGGUUGUGGAACUGGUGCAAUUACAUUAUCCCUUUUAAAUGCCUGUAACAAGAUUAAGGCAUUCGCCAUUGACACAAACAUUGAUGCUUGUAAUUUAACACUAGAAAAUGCUAAAAAUUUAAAAGUCGAUGAUCGAUUGACAGUAAUAAAUGCCACAUUAAAAGAUGAUGGAACAAUCAAAGUUUCAUCAGAGGAGAAAAAAUUCCUCGACUUUAAUAAAAAAACAUUUGAUUUUAUAGUUAGCAAUCCGCCUUAUGUGACAACGAAGCAAUACGUGAAAUUUCUACCUGAAAUUAAACUACAUGAGGACAUAAGAGCCACGGACGGUGGUGCUGACGGAUUAAGAGUCGUUAAACCACUUUUGAAUUAUUCUGCAAAAGCACUAAAACCUGGAGGUCGCCUUUUUAUAGAAAUAAAUCCCGUUAAUUCCGAAUAUAUACCAUUUUUUACAACUAUGAAUACUCAUUUGAAACUCAAACACGAGCACACAUACAAAGAUUUGUCUAAUUUUGAUCGAUUUGUCGAACUUUCAAAGUUAAAUUGAGCGCUCUCGAAAAAAAAAUCAUUCAAAAUCAUUCGUUCGUUAAAAAUCGAAUAUUUGUAAACAAACAUUCAUACAAAAUAAUAAAAAAUUCAACAUACAUAAAUAAUACACAAUCAUACAUACAUAAACAUAGUAAAACACAAUAAUAAAAAUAAAUCAAAGACUAAAACCUAA